Aspergillus tanneri is the source of this 897-nucleotide messenger RNA. Its product is annotated as flavin adenine dinucleotide pyrophosphatase. The coding region runs from base 1 to 897 and encodes 298 amino acids. The transcript is spliced from 3 exons. The record is from RefSeq and is a predicted model, not a curated record. Lineage: Eukaryota; Fungi; Ascomycota; Eurotiomycetes; Eurotiales; Aspergillaceae.
AUGACAUCAUCCGCCGUGCUAAACGGUCAGAAAACAAUACACACGGCGGCGUGUCUUAUUAUCGGGGAUGAAGUGCUAGGUGGAAAAACAGUGGACACCAACUCCUCCUUCUUCGCCAAAUACUGUUUCUCUCUUGGAAUUGAGCUAAAGCGCGUGGAGGUGAUUGCAGAUGAUGAGGCUGAAAUCAUCGAAGCCGUCAGGCGAAUGAGCAGCAAAUAUGAUUUUGUGGUCACCAGUGGAGGUAUUGGGCCAACCCACGACGAUAUCACCUAUGAAUCGAUAGCCAAGGCAUUCGGCCUCAAAUUGAAUCUACACCUGCCCGCCUUUGAGCGAAUGAAGAGACUCUCCAAGCCUCACCCGAUGCAGGCGCAGUUCGAUUGGGAUACGCCCUCACCACGCCUUACUGCAAAGUUACGCAUGGUUGAACUACCGUAUGAUGAAAGUCUUCCCGAGGAACAACAGGCUGUCUUCGUCGCAGAUGAUACGUGGGUGCCCAUUGCUAUCGUCAAUGGUAACAUCCACAUUCUCCCCGGGGUCCCUCGGCUGUUCGAGCGACUGCUUGAGCAUUUGAAGCCUUCCCUUCUCCCGCGGUUGACAAAUCCCGAGGGUAAGGGCAUCUAUCGCUACAUGAUCAGCACCCCACUCCCGGAGAGCACAGUAGCACCCUACCUAUCAGACCUCGCUGCCAGAACUUCCUCUCGUGGCACUAAGGUUGGAAGCUAUCCUCGCUGGGGAAAGCAACGCAACACUGUGACGUUGGUUGGAACUGAUAAAGAGUUUAUGGAUUCACUGGUCCCAGAGGUGGAGCGGAAUGUCCAGGGCAAGAUGGUGUCCAAGGAAGACGAGCUUGACCCACCCUCUGACGAGGAAGGGGAAGCGAAAGAAUAUUCACAGUGA